AUGGUGCGGAAAGCUAAGAUGGAAGCCCCUGCCCCUCCCAAAGCCGAAACCAAGGCAAAGGCUUUGAAGGCCAAGAAAGCGGUGCUGAAAAGAGUCCACAGUUACAAAAAAAAGAUCCGCACAUCACCUAAGUUCCGACAACCCAAGACUGCGUCUCCGAAGGCAGCCCAAAUACCCUCAAAAGAGCGCCCCCAGGAGAAACAAGCUUCAUCACUAUGCCAUCAUCAAGUUCCCCCUAAUACUGAAUCAGCCAUGAAAAAAAUAGAAGACAGCAACAUGUUUGCAUUUAUUGUGGAUGUCAAGGCACAGGCACCAGAUCAAACAGGCUGUGAAGAAGCUCUAUGA
Neogale vison (American mink) is the source of this 345-nucleotide messenger RNA. Its product is annotated as 60S ribosomal protein L23a-like. Gene Ontology annotation, cellular component: ribosome; cytosolic large ribosomal subunit. NCBI's taxonomy places the organism in Eukaryota, Metazoa, Chordata, Mammalia, Carnivora, Mustelidae. Gene Ontology annotation, molecular function: structural constituent of ribosome. Gene Ontology annotation, biological process: translation; ribosomal large subunit assembly. The record is from RefSeq and is a predicted model, not a curated record. The transcript has a single exon. Bases 1 to 345 code for a protein of 114 amino acids.